AAUCACGUAACGUGAUGGCGUCACAAGUGCCCACUAAGUGAAGCUAAGAAACUGGGUAUUACAAGUAUUGAAAAUAUAGUGGGUACACAUUUGGGUAAGGAGAGUAUGGCUUCUGGUUCUGAUAAGACGGUUGGUACGUCGUCAGUAAUCAGCCUUGACACCCAGAAGCGAUUGGUGUGCAUCGAGUACCCGGCAGUUGUGAAAAACGUUGGGAACAUGCUUACCACAUUAGGGGGCGAGGAAGGAGUAUCUAAAAUUUAUGCAGACCCUUCCAAACGACUAGAGCUGUAUUUCCGUCCCAAGGAUCCAUACUGUCACCCUGUUUGUGCCAACCGGUUUCCUUCCACAAACAUGUUAUUAAGAGUCAAGAAGAAGACCAGAAAAAGGAAGGCUGGAAUGUCAGACGCACAGCAGGAGACACCCAGAGAAGUAAAGUUUGAAAUGGAAAUUGUUGGAAUAGUUGGAUCCACUUUUAAAUUUCAAGGUAUGUCUGAUUUUCAAUACCUGGCAAUGCAUACGGGUCAUAAUGGAGAGCAUAUAUCCAUGUAUGAUAAAACUUUGCUGUGGAAGCUAGAGACAGAAGAAUUCUUUACUAAGGAUGUGCCACUGUUUAUUCCACCACCUAUCUUCUCUCGACUGGACACUCCUGUAGACUACUACUAUCGUCCUGAUAUCCAGCACAGGUAA
Protopterus annectens (West African lungfish) is the source of this 687-nucleotide messenger RNA. Its product is annotated as general transcription factor 3C polypeptide 5-like. The record is from RefSeq and is a predicted model, not a curated record. The transcript is spliced from 4 exons. Gene Ontology annotation, cellular component: transcription factor TFIIIC complex. The coding region runs from base 106 to 687 and encodes 193 amino acids. NCBI's taxonomy places the organism in Eukaryota, Metazoa, Chordata, Ceratodontiformes, Protopteridae. Gene Ontology annotation, biological process: transcription initiation at RNA polymerase III promoter.